CUCUCUCUCUCUCUCUCUCUCUGCAUUGAGUGCAUUUCCUUUCCUACCUGAAUUGAACUCCGAAAUCUCCUCCUGAUUGACGGCUAAGUUGAGCAAAAUUUCUGGUGAAAUCUUUCUUUUCCACUUCGAUUUCUCACCAAAGACACUGCCUUUGCCGUCUCCGAUCGGAUCUGUAGAACAAUGGCGUCUCCUCCAACUCUACCAAUCUCAAGCCCACAAGCAAUCUCGGGUGGCGGCCAAUCUGAUCCUCCAAUCGCGACUCCAGCCUUUCGUGCCUUCAUCAACCGUCUCUCUGAGUCAAUCCGUAACGGAUUAUCUCAACGCCGCCCAUGGUCGGAGCUGGUAGAUCGCUCCUCUCUCUCACGUCCAGAAUCCCUCACAGAGGCUGCAUCGCGUGUUCGCAAGAAUUUCACCUACUUUAAGGUUAAUUACUUGACUCUCUUGGCCGCGGUUCUUGCCUUCUCUUUGAUCUCUAAUCCCGUCUCUCUCCUCGUCCUCCUUUGCCUUCUCGCUUCCUGGAUCUUCCUCUACCUUUUCCGUCCUUCUGAUUCUCCUCUCGUCAUUUUGGGCCGCACCUUUACCGAUAGGGAGACCCUUGGUGGGCUUAUUGUGCUUACGGUCGUUGUCGUCUUCCUCACAAGUGUUGGAUCGGUUCUCAUCUCCGCUCUCAUGGUUGGAUUCGCGAUUGUUUGUGCUCACGGUGCGUUUAGGGUUCCGGAUGAUCUCUUUCUCGAUGAGCAAGAACCCGCCAAUGUCGGUUUACUCUCAUUCCUUGGUGGCGCCGCUUCUUCCGCCGCACCUGUUGUCGCGGCACGUGUCUAAGGAUCUGAUCUGAUGGCGAUGAGGUUGGUUUAGCCGACCUGAUUGUUCUUUGUCAUAUUUUUUGCCCAAACCUCUUUCUUUGUAGAAAAUUUGAUCCGGAUUUUGCGUUACGCUUUUUUUUUUUUGUAAUAAUUUCCGUAUUCCCUCUUUUGUAGACUGGAUCUGGAACCAACAAUUGUAGAUCUGUUCUCAUUUCUUUUGCUUAAGAUAUAAAUUCAUGUAAUUCUUUUA
Macadamia integrifolia is the source of this 1053-nucleotide messenger RNA. Its product is annotated as PRA1 family protein B1-like. The record is from RefSeq and is a predicted model, not a curated record. The transcript has a single exon. Gene Ontology annotation, biological process: vesicle-mediated transport. Gene Ontology annotation, cellular component: Golgi apparatus; endoplasmic reticulum. NCBI's taxonomy places the organism in Eukaryota, Viridiplantae, Streptophyta, Magnoliopsida, Proteales, Proteaceae. The coding region runs from base 181 to 822 and encodes 213 amino acids.